Molecule: messenger RNA, 2349 nt
Organism: Auxenochlorella protothecoides
Lineage: Eukaryota; Viridiplantae; Chlorophyta; Trebouxiophyceae; Chlorellales; Chlorellaceae
Product: Radial spoke head 10-like protein B
Exons: 11
Coding region: 1-2349 (782 amino acids)
Biological process (GO): spermatid development; axoneme assembly
Cellular component (GO): motile cilium; nucleus
Molecular function (GO): protein binding
Source: RefSeq, a predicted model, not a curated record
AUGGUGUCCUUCAAGGACAUCACCGACGACGCGUCGGCCCCCCUGGAUCUGGCCAAGGAGGUCGAGAAGCUGCGCCUGCAGGUCUACAUGAGCGAAAUGGGUGUGGCGGUGACCCCUGAACCCAACCCUGACAUGUCGGAAGCUAUUGCUGCUGGAUUCCAGAGUCCCCAGGACUUUGAAGUGCGAGAAACCUCUGUGUCCUAUGUGAAUGGAGAUACCUACAAGGGCGAGAUGUUGGGCCCCCUGCGGCACGGGAAGGGCGACCACACCUGCAGCUCCGGGGAUAGAUAUGUCGGCCACUGGCGGUACGACAAGCGGGACGGGCGUGGCAGGCUCGUCCUGGCCUCUGGCAUCACCUACGAGGGCGACUGGGUGGACGACAAAGCGCAAGGGAGUGGCACCUGCACCUACGUGGAUGGGGCUGUGUACGAGGGCGAGUGGAGGGAGGACCUGCGCGAGGGCUGGGGCGCCCACAUCUUCAAGGGAGGCGCUCGCUACGAGGGGGAGUGGGCGGCCGACAAGAUGCAUGGGCGGGGAGUGAUGGUGUUUGAGGAUGGCAGCACCUUUGAGGGCGAGUGGCAGGCGGGGGAGCGAGUGAAGGGGAAGCUGGCGGCUCGCGACGGCUCAUGGGAGUAUGCUGGGGGCUGGAAGAACGAGCUGCAGCAUGGAUCAGGCGUACUGUACAAACACGGCGCCUUCAAGUACAUGGGCGAGUGGGAGGCGGGGGAGCAGUGCGGCGAGGGCGAGUGCCUCUAUGCCGAUGGUGGAAAGUACGACGGCGAAUGGCGCGCCGGGCUCCGGCAUGGGAAGGGCAGCUACAGCCAUGGCGCCUACAAGUACAACGGGCACUGGGUGGAGGAUAGGCAGGAUGGAGCUGGCAUUUGCACCAACGAGGCUGGGGAUAAGUACAUCGGCAUGUUCAAGGCGGGCAAGCAGCAUGGCAAGGGGCGGUGCGUGUAUGCAGACGGGUCCAAGUAUGAGGGCGACUGGGAGGACGGCCAGCGCUCCGGCAAGGGCAUCUGCAUCUAUGCCAACGGCGACAAGUUCCAGGGGGAGUGGCUGCGGGAUGCCAGGCAUGGCCGGGGCGUGUGCAAGUUCGCGGAUGGCACCAGGUUCAAGGGGGAGUGGGAGGCGGACGCCUGGGUCCAAUCCGCUGCCGCCCCCUCCCGGUGCCGUGUGGCGGGGGCCGGGGUCACACACGCCACAGCCGGGGUCGAGGCGUCCUUUGUCAUCCAGGCCCGCGACGAGGACGGCAACCGACGGCUGGAGGGCGGCGACGACUUCUCGGCGGCACUCUACUCCCCCCACGCCGUCGUGACGGGCAGCGUGCGGGACCUGGGCGACGGCUCCUACGCAGUGGCCUACGUCGCCACCGUGGCUGGGGUGUACGAACUGCACGUCACCGCCGGCCAGGAGCACGUGGCCGCCUCGCCCUACCCGCUGCGCGUCGAUUCGGGGCCGCCCUGCCCGCGCCGCAGCGCCGCGACCGGCGAGGGCCGGGGGCGCGCGGUCACAGGCCGCCCGGCGCGCUUCAGCGUCCUGCUCCACGACGCGCACGGCAACCGGUGCGGAGCCGGUGCCCCCGCGACGGGCGUGCCGCUGGAGACGGAGCUCACCGGACCCGGCCCGGCCCCACCGGCGGUGCGCGUGGCGUGGGACGAGGCGGCGGGGCGGUACGACUGCGAGUACUGCCUGACCUCUCCAGGCCUGUACCGCCUGCACCUGGCCAGCGGGGGGGUGCCCCUGCCCGGCGCGCCGUUCUCCGUACGCUGCGUGGUGGCCGGGGAAGAUGCUGAGGUGGAGGAGUCCCGAGCCGGCCCAGGGGCGCAGGCCCAGGACUGCGCUGGCCAGGGUCUGGAAAGCGCGGCGCGGCCGGUCCAGGACCUGACGACCCGGUGGGAGGAGAUCGCUCGGGCAGCAUACCUCCUGGACGGCGACGCCGCGGGCUGGGACAGCGAUGGGGAGGCCGCGGUGCAGCGCACGCCAGAGGACGAGUACAUCAAGGCACACCCGGACGUGCCGGUGGUGGAGAACCUGGAGGACAUCUGGCAGGUGUCCAAGCUGCAGGCCGAGAGGAAGGAGAAGGAGGAGCGCGAGAAGCAGGCCCGGCUCAAGGAGAUCCAGAGCAAGCUGGGUGAAACGUUCGGGGAGGCGCAGCGACGGGCGCCGGAGGAAAUCCGGGCGGCGGUGCAGGAGAUAUUUGCCGCCGAAGCUAGGCUGGAGGCGGCCAGUUCCACUGCGGCCCAGGCGGGGGGAUGUGGGCCUCUGCCACCCAGACGCCCCAUCAAGCUCAGCAAGGCCCAGCUCCACGCCGCAGCAGCCACCCUGGAUGACCUGGAUGAUGUCUGA